AUGUUGCGAACAUCACUCUUUAAUUUAAGAAGAGCAAGUUUAAAUGGUAAGCUCCUGUACCAGAAGAGGUUUCAACAUUCAGUGAUUGGAAUUGAUUUAGGUACCACCAAUUCUGCCGUUGCUUUAGUUGAAGGGAAGGAUGCUAGAAUUUUGGAAAAUGAGGAAGGUGGUAGAACAACACCCUCAACUGUAGCAUUCAAUGAAAAGAAAGGGAAUUUAAACUGUUUAGUGGGAUUAUCAGCUAAGAGACAGGCCGCCAUUAAUCCUCAGAAUACUUUUUUUGCCACCAAAAGACUAAUCGGCAGAAAAUUCAGCGAUCAAGAAGUUCAGAGGGACUUGAAAAACACCCCUUACAAAAUAAUCGAGAACAAAAAUGGAGAUGCAUGGUUGGAGACUACUGGAGGAGUUAAAAUGUCACCAUCACAGAUAGGAAGCUAUAUACUAGAGAAGAUGAAAUCUAUUGCGGAACUUCAUCUAUCGUCCGACAAAAAACCAAUAAAACAUGCAGUUGUAACAGUACCAGCUUAUUUUAAUGAUUCACAGAGACAAGCUACUAAAGAAGCAGGUAAAAUUGCGGGCCUCGAAAUUUUGAGAGUUAUAAAUGAACCUACUGCCGCGGCAUUGGCAUAUGGCGUUGACAAAAAGCAGAGGAAUGGCGUCGUUGCAGUAUUUGACUUGGGGGGAGGCACUUUUGAUAUUUCAAUAUUAGAUAUUGAAGAUGGAGUUUUUGAAGUGCGUGCAACAAAUGGUGACACACACUUAGGAGGAGAAGACUUUGAUAGAUUAAUAAUGGAGUUUAUUUUGAAAGAACUCGAGACAGAGAACAAGGAUAUCAAUAUAAGAGGUGAUCGAAUGGCUAUGCAGAGGAUUCGUGAAGCCUCGGAAAAAGUUAAAAUAGAUUUAUCGCAUGUUAAAGAAAGUGAGAUCAAUAUCCCGUUCGUAACGCAGGAUAAACAUUUUAAAAUGAAACUCACGGAAGAUCAGCUUGAUACGAUGUCUUUACACUUGAUAAAUAGAACAAUCGAACCCGUCAAAAGAUGCAUCAGGGAUGCUGAAUUAAAGCCAAAGGAUGUUGAUGAAAUUCUACUUGUUGGCGGAAUGACUAGAAUGCCUAAGAUUCGGAAAGUGGUAGAAGAAGUAUUUGGAAAACCUCCAAGCACAGCCGUUAAUCCAGACGAAGCCGUAGCUCUAGGUGCAGCUAUUCAGGGUGCUGUUUUAUCUGGCCAAAUUAAGAACGUCGUGCUCUUAGAUGUGACUCCUUUAUCUUUAGGAAUUGAAACGUAUGGUGGCAUUUUUAGUCCUUUGAUUCCCCGAAAUAGUCCAGUACCUGUAAAGAAAGAGCAAUUAUUUUCAACUGCUGUGGAUGGUCAGACAGGCGUAGAGGUUAGGGUUUAUCAAGGUGAAAGGUCAUUAGUGAGGGAUAACAAAUUAAUAGGAAAUUUCAAGUUAUCCAAUAUUCCUCCUGGACCUAAGGGAACUCCCCAAAUUGCAGUGUCAUUUGGAAUUGAUGCAGACGGAAUUAUUAGCGUCUCAGCAACUGAUAAGACACCGUAUCCCAAAGACCUGGAGUAUUAUGACAAAGACAACACAGUUACCAUUCAGGUCUCAGGCGAGACCGGCUUAUCUGAAGAAGAAGUAAAUAGAAUCAUAAGCGAGAGUGCAAAAAGUAAGAAGGCCGAUGAGGAAGUCAGAAGGCAUAUCGAAAAUGCAACAAGAGCGGACGUGGUUUGCUCAGAUACCGAGAAUGCUUUGAUACAAUUUGGAGAUCUCAUAGACAUUGAAGACAAAAACUCGAUCAAUCUGAUGUUGACUAGCUUGAGAAAAAAGAUCGAAGAUGUGAGAGAAUGUAGAGAAUUUCAUGAUCCUCGAUUGAUCACAAACGAGGUAAACGAAAUGCAAAAGGCUUGUCUUACUGCUAUUAGAAAAGUGGCUACGAAGCAGCAACAAUUGCAAGAAAAUAAAGAGAAAUAA
Messenger RNA from Priceomyces carsonii, 1971 nucleotides. Its product is annotated as Hsp70 family ATPase. The transcript has a single exon. Gene Ontology annotation, cellular component: cytoplasm; mitochondrion. Lineage: Eukaryota; Fungi; Ascomycota; Pichiomycetes; Serinales; Debaryomycetaceae. The coding region runs from base 1 to 1971 and encodes 656 amino acids. Gene Ontology annotation, molecular function: ATP binding; ATP-dependent protein folding chaperone. The record is from RefSeq and is a predicted model, not a curated record.